Molecule: messenger RNA, 1486 nt
Organism: Cebus imitator (Panamanian white-faced capuchin)
Lineage: Eukaryota; Metazoa; Chordata; Mammalia; Primates; Cebidae
Product: activating signal cointegrator 1
Exons: 11
Coding region: 195-1250 (351 amino acids)
Biological process (GO): positive regulation of DNA-templated transcription
Cellular component (GO): nucleus
Molecular function (GO): transcription coactivator activity
Source: RefSeq, a predicted model, not a curated record
AAGACAACAGCAACUCUGUAAAGAAGAAGACAAAGUUUGUCAAUUUAUACACAAGAGAGGGACAGGACAGACUUGCAGUCCUGCUCCCUGGUCGCCACCCUUGCUUAUUCUGUGGCACUCUGGUAUGUACUCAAGAGGAACAAGAUAUUUUACAGCGUGACUCAAACAAGAGCCAGAAACUGCUAAAGAAGCUCAUGUCAGGGGUGGAGAAUUCUGGAAAGAUGGACAUCUCUACCAAGGACCUUCUUCCUCAUCAAGAAAUGCGAAUUAAGUCUGGUCUGGAGAAAGCUAUGAAGCAUAAAGACAAACUGUUAGAGUUUGACAGAACUAGUAUUCGAAGGACUCAAGUCAUUGAUGAUGAAUCAGAUUACUUUGCCAGUGAUUCUAACCAGUGGUUGUCCAAACUUGAGCGGGAAACCUUGCAGAAGCGAGAGGAGGAACUAAGAGAACUUCGACACGCCUCUCGACUUUCUAAGAAGGUCACCAUUGACUUUGCAGGAAGGAAGAUCCUGGAAGAAGAAAAUUCACUAGCAGAGUAUCAUAGCAGACUAGAUGAGACAAUACAGGCCAUUGCCAGUGGAACCUUGAAUCAGACACUGACCAAAUUGGAUAGAUCUUCUGAAGAGCCUUUGGGAGUUCUGGUAAAUCCCAACAUGUACCAGUCUCCUCCCCAGUGGGUUGACCACACAGGUGCAGCCUCACAGAAGAAGGCUUUCCGUUCAUCAGGAUUGGGACUAGAGUUCAAUUCAUUUCAGCACCAGCUGCGAAUCCAGGAUCAAGAAUUUCAGGAAGGCUUUGACAGUGGCUGGUGCCUCUCUAUACAUCAGCCCUGGGCUUCUCUGCUUGUCAGAGGGAUUAAAAGGGUAGAGGGCAGAUCCUGGUACACUCCCCACAGAGGACGACUUUGGAUAGCAGCCACAGCCAAAAAACCCUCUCCUCAAGAAGUCUCAGAACUCCAGGCUACAUAUCGUCUUCUUCGUGGGAAAGAUGUGGAAUUUCCUAAUGACUAUCCAUCAGGUUGUCUACUGGGCUGUGUGGACCUAAUUGACUGCUUGUCCCAGAAGCAAUUUAAGGAGCAGUUUCCAGACAUCAGUCAAGAAUCUGAUUCUCCAUUUGUUUUCAUCUGCAAAAAUCCUCAGGAAAUGGUUGUGAAGUUUCCUAUUAAAGGAAAUCCAAAAAUCUGGAAACUGGAUUCCAAGAUCCAUCAAGGAGCAAAGAAGGGGUUAAUGAAGCAGAAUAAAGCUGUCUGACCCAGGAGAAAAGGAACUAUACAGCAUAGUGGAGUUUUGUGUACUAAAAUUGCUAUCAACUGGUCCUUUGGAAUUGAAGUAGUAGAAACCUGAAGGAUUGGCAUCAGGCUUGAAUAUCUCAAACUUUAACUCUUGCCAAAACUGUAUAUUUUUCUUAAGGAGUGGGAUUCCUACUUUAUGUAAUGGGUCAAAAAUCUUUGAAUACAUUAUUUAUAAAAGCCUAUUUUAAAAAUGCU